Molecule: messenger RNA, 1725 nt
Organism: Porites lobata
Lineage: Eukaryota; Metazoa; Cnidaria; Anthozoa; Scleractinia; Poritidae
Source: the annotation of a GenBank genome assembly
GAAACCAUUGCCGAGCUUGCUGAUGAGAAGAAUGACCCCCGUCGUCGUCCCCGUCCAAGCGGCCCUCCGAGGGCGGUAAGAUCUUCAACCUUGUCACCAAUCCUAAACAAACCACUGGGAUUUGCACAAUCAGCUUAAAGUAGCAAACUUAAUUUGUUUAAGACUCCCUUUCACGUCCUUAUAAAAUAGGUGAUGAGGGGAACUUCGGAAGAAUCACGCUCCCUCAACCCGGAAAUUGCGUAUUUUAUCUGGUUAACAUGUUAGAUCGAUAACUCUGUCAAAAAAAUAGCCAUAGCCUUUUUUCUGGUGAUUGGCAUCACGGUGAUAAAGAAUGGUAUCUUUAAUAAAAUCCUAGCAAACGGUGUUUUAAUAUAAACGGUAACGUAUCAUUGAGCCAUUAUUAUAAAACUCGCAUAGUUUAAUUCUUUUCUCUUAAAAAGUGCAAGCUAUAUUUUAAGAAAUGCUUAAAGAAGCCAACUGGUCCUCGUCCCACACGUCCCAUCAAGGUAAGAUCUUCCCUUUCUUUAUUUUGAACCCUUAUACUUUGAUGUCGAGACGUAGUUUUACAGCAAAAGUGUGUGGUCAACUUAUAUUGUUUUUACACGAUUUGAUGAAAUACAUGGACCAGGUGAGCUCCUUGGUUAUUUUUUUUUUCAGCUGGGGUAGGUUGUUAUAUGUUAGAAAGAGUGAUUAACCUUUUGUCAAGAAAUUAAUCAUAGUUCAUUUUUUUUUCAUAUUCACUGAUGAUUUAGCGUCAGGUGAUAAAGAGGGCCAGCAUCAAUCAAUGAAAAUCCUGACAUGUGAUUAAAAAAAAAAUCAACAAAGUUUUAGAAGUAUCCUACCACAACCUCCCGGAAAUUGCGUAUUUUAUUUGGUUAACAUGUUAGAGCGAUAACUCGGUCAAAAAAAUAGCCAUAGCUUUUUUUCUGGUGAUUGGCAUCAAAAGAUAAAGAAUGGUAUCAUCGAUUGAUAAAAUCCUAGCAAACGGUGUUUUAAUAUAAACGGUAACGUAUCAUGGAGCCAUUAUUAUAAAACUCACAUAGUUUAAUUCUUUUCUCUUACAAAGUGCAAGCUAUAUUUUAAGAAAUGCUUAAAGAAGCCAACUGGUCCUCGUCCCACACGUCCCAUCAAGGUAAGAUCUUCGUUGUCUUUAUUUUGAACUCUCAGACUUUGAUGUCGAGACGUAGUUUUACAGCAAAAGUGUGUAGUCAACUUACAUUGUUUUUAUACGAUUUGAUGAAAUACAUGGACCAGGUGAGCUCCUUAGUUAUUUUUUCUCAGCUGGGGUAGGUUGUUAUAUGUUAGAAAGAGUGAUUAACCUUUUUGUCAAGAAAUUAAUCAUAGUUCAUUUUUUUUUUUUCAUUCACUGAUGAUUAAGCGUCAAAUGAUAAAGAGGGCCAGCAUCAAUCAAUGAAACUCCUGACAUUUGAUUUAAAAAAAUCAACAAAGUUUUAGAAGUAUCCUACCACAGAAGUAUUAAAAAAUUCACUGAAUUCAUCUUCUCUCCCACUUAGAAAAAGAUUUGCAAAAAACUGCGGAAAAUGUGCAAGAAGCUCCGGCCCAGUGGACGCCCUAAGCCUUAACUGAUUGAAAGUUAAGUUAUUGACAGCCCAACGGUACUGAAAAGAUGACGUGUCCCAUGAACAGAAAACUUGAUAUAACGAAAUUAAAUGUAGUUGUUAAGUUAGGGUGGUACUGUUGAUUUAAAUAAAGCAUUGAAAAGGU